Molecule: messenger RNA, 315 nt
Organism: Triticum dicoccoides
Lineage: Eukaryota; Viridiplantae; Streptophyta; Magnoliopsida; Poales; Poaceae
Exons: 2
Coding region: 1-315 (104 amino acids)
Biological process (GO): regulation of DNA-templated transcription
Molecular function (GO): DNA-binding transcription factor activity
Source: RefSeq, a predicted model, not a curated record
AUGCGCCGCGGCGGCCUUGCUGGAGCUGCGCGGUGCUGCGAGCCGUGGGGAUCUCGCCGGAGAUGCGUCGUGCUGCGAGCUGCAGUUGAUCUCGCCGGAGAUGCGCCACGGGACCCGAGGAAGAAGAAGCUGGGGAUCAUUCGAAACCGGAGUACUGCACUAAGAGGUAAGCAGUGCAAGAUGCCGUACCUGUCGGACCUUGAAAGCAAUGUUGAACUACUGCAGCAGGAGACUAACUCACUACCUACAAGAGUGCAGUCGAUGGAGGUUUGUAAUUCUGCUGACUUAUUACAUGAUCAUGAGCAGAUGUUUUAG